CGCUGACAGUCGCUGGCGAACGGGGCUCGUCGCGUGACUGAAGGAAGGCGAUGGUGAGGGGCGAGCACACUGCUGAGUAUGCCGUCCACCUACAAUGCCGCCGUCAUGGAGCCUCUACUCAAUUGGGUCUACCUCAAUAUCACCGCCUCCAACGAUCAGGAUCAGCAGUCUUCAAAAGGUAUCCCAAACAUGUGGGGUUCUUUCCCCACAAGAGGAUCAUACAAUAUGCCUGCAACCACCUUCCCGAAAAGAAGGACAAACGGUCUUCCCAGCAUCAAUAACAAUACGGUUGGAGAACUUUCUAAAGAUUUGAGCGAGCUAUGUCUCCAUGACCAGAAGAAUUUGAAAGAACCACCACCCACGUACCUAUGUCAUUUGUGCUUCAACAAAGGACAUUACAUAAAAGACUGUCCAAUGGCUAGACCAAAAGGAGAAGGCCUGACCCCCUAUCAAGGCAUGAAGAGGUGUUUUGGGGAGUACAAAUGUCCAAAAUGCAAGCGGAAAUGGAUGUCUGGAAACAGCUGGGCGAAUAUGGGCCAAGAAUGCAUCAAGUGUCGCAUUAAUGUCUAUCCACAUAAGCAGAGACCUCUGGAGAAGCCGGAUGGACUAGAUGUUUCCGACCAAUCAAAAGUGCAUCCUCAACAUCUAUGUGAGAAGUGCAGGAGCUUGGGCUUCUACUGCAGGAGGGAUCACCAUAGUUAACAAAUAAUGUGGAUUAUAACUGGAAAAGACAAGUGAAUUCAAUUCAAGAUUCCAUGCAGAAGAGAAUGGCAUGUGAAUAAGAUACUUCAUUAUCAACCAAAUUUUAAAUAUUGUUAACGUAUGUAGAAACUCUAAGAAAGACUUACUGGCUCAGUUUCUAUGAUAAUAAUUCUAAUUUGUACCUUUUAUAGUAAGACAUAACAUGACAUUUUUAAUAGAUAUGAGGCAUUACAUAAUGUACUAUUUGCCGCAUUGAUGUUUUCUGUAUAGAUGUAUAUAUUACAAAGAUUGAAAUUUUCCCUGUAAUUGCCAAUCACCAGUGUACCAAAUACGGCUAAUUUUUGGAUAUUUUGGAACGCUUCUAUUUGGUCUGAAGACAUUCCUUGAGACAAACAUUGACAACAAAACCAAAUUUCAGAAGAAAUUCGAUGACUCGAAUACACGAUGUUAACGUCUCUAACGUCAAUCAAAUUUCCACUUUCAUUUGGUUCUGUUGCCAAAGUUCAUCUUUAUCAGAAUCUUCAAAGCCAUGAGCAUUCAAUUCAGGUGAUUAGAAUAUUCAGCCUUAUAUGAUAAUUAAAUAUGGAACUAAAGGAAUUUAUAUCCAGUUUAAAUAAGUUCAGUAGAAAAUCAACCAAACCAAUCAUACCAAUCUCAGUAGAAAAUGCUUUAUAUUAGAGAUAAAAAUGUGAAACACAUGUAAUAAAUAUUUUGGUCAAUAAGGCCUAAUCAAUAUAUUUUCUUUAAUUUAUCGAUCCAGUGUCACAUUAAAAAUGUCAUUAUCUCAAUGUGUGUUGAACCCACCAACUCACAAACAAUUCAACUGUACACAUCCUUAUCGAGUAGGAUAAUCAUUGAGAGUUUAUUUCAAUAUUGUGUUCCAUUAAUUGAUCAUUUUUGAAUAAAUAAUCAGCAACUUAGGAUUGUCUGAAUUAAACUUAUGAUUGUACUCGUCAGACAUUCACCAGAACCAUUGACUUUUAAAGGGUGUUAUUUAUGUUGUAGAGAUUAUUUUCUCAAUUUCCAGAAGGUUGACAAUUCUCAAGGAACUUUUCAUUUGUUGCUAAUUUUGAUACAAUUUAUUAAGAAAUAUUGUCAAUAAAAUUAUAUUAUUACAAGU
Messenger RNA from Nilaparvata lugens (brown planthopper), 1822 nucleotides. RefSeq names its product zinc finger CCHC domain-containing protein 24. The transcript is spliced from 6 exons. Gene Ontology annotation, molecular function: zinc ion binding; nucleic acid binding. NCBI's taxonomy places the organism in Eukaryota, Metazoa, Arthropoda, Insecta, Hemiptera, Delphacidae. The record is from RefSeq and is a predicted model, not a curated record. The coding region runs from base 79 to 702 and encodes 207 amino acids.